GCUGAUCUGUAAGUAAACGGCUCAAGCUAUCGAGAUGUACUCUGUGUCUAGAAUAGCUCGUAGACUCUACAGCUCAGCAGCCGAGAUCCCUAAAGGAUUCUGGUGGCUAAAAUAUGGGGAAUUGGCAGCUGUGUCGAAACCCAAAGCAAAAAGUGAUUUGGAAUAUCUGAAGAAUAAUGGCGUAACACACCUCGUCUCGCUCACAGAGACAGUGCCGGAUUUUCACGGAGUUGACCUCACGAGUGUUCAUAUGCCGGUUGAAAAUGGUGGGAUGAAUUCAAUAGAACAAGCUAAUGAUUUUUAUAAACUGGUAGAGCAAGUCGGUGCCAAUGGAGGUAGUGUUGCUCUGCACUGUGGUGAAGGACAAGGUCGUGCAAGUGUUCUGUUAGCAUGUUAUGCUGUCAAAGCUGACUCACUAAAGGCUGAAGAAGCAAUCCAAAGAAUACGACAAAAUAGACCCAAUGCUAUUUCCAAUGAAGAGAGGGAAAACCUUGUCAAAGCUUAUGAGAAAAGCUUGAAACAAUGAAAUUUAGCUUUUAAAUGAAUUAUAUAUAUAUUAAUGUAUCAAAAUUAAAAUUUUGAAGUUUG
Molecule: messenger RNA, 588 nt
Organism: Actinia tenebrosa (Australian red waratah sea anemone)
Lineage: Eukaryota; Metazoa; Cnidaria; Anthozoa; Actiniaria; Actiniidae
Product: dual specificity protein phosphatase 23
Biological process (GO): protein dephosphorylation
Source: RefSeq, a predicted model, not a curated record